CGAACUGCUAGUUUGACGGGCCACUUGUCCACCGUUCAAAUGCUGCUUCAACGGGGAGCCAACGUCAAUGCAUGUGGCCCAUUCGGUGACGCACUUCAAGCCGCAGCCACUAGAGGGCAUUUGCAGAUUGUGGAUAUCCUGAUUCAAAACCAAGCCAACGUCAACAAUUCAGGGGGGUUUUACGGAACCGCUUUGCAGGCUGCCGCAUACAGAGGCCAUCGGGAUGUGGCAGAAGCUCUGCUC
Messenger RNA from Aplosporella prunicola CBS 121167, 243 nucleotides. RefSeq lists its product as uncharacterized. The record is from RefSeq and is a predicted model, not a curated record. NCBI's taxonomy places the organism in Eukaryota, Fungi, Ascomycota, Dothideomycetes, Botryosphaeriales, Aplosporellaceae. Gene Ontology annotation, molecular function: protein binding. The transcript has a single exon. The annotation marks the transcript as partial.